UGCUUCUACAAAAUUGUUUACCUAUUGUCUAAUACCUUAUGUCUUUUCAGAUUCAGAAGGAAAAAAGCUUGUUAUUUACAGACAAAGCUCGAGUCAUAGUGAUUUAUUACUGAUCUGCAAGUCUAAAAAGGAAUACCAAAGCUGGAAGUGGGUCUGGGAAACAAAGACUAAAAAAGAUGCUAUAAUAUCUGUAGAAAAAGGAGGAAAAGUUCAAGUUAAAGGAACAAUUAAACCAGGAAAUAACACCUCUGCCACAUUCAAUAGUCAAAAUUUCAUCCUUCACUUCUCACCUGUGGAGUUUAAUUAUAGUGGGACUUACAAGUGUAUGAAAGAUAAUAACAGCUCUCCAUACACAACCACAACUCUACACACCAUCAGAGUCUUUGCAGAGCCCCCUGGUGGUGUGUUGGUGAAUAGGUUUGUUGUUCUUACCUGUGAGGUGUCUGAUGUUACUGAUUCAGUGAUGCUGGCCUGGCUCAGGAUGGAUGGGGACAGAGGAGUGCUGGUCAAACAACAAAUUCUAAAUGAGAAAAACUUCAUAAGACAUCUCACUGUGAAUGUGAACAGCAUUCAGUCAGACCAGCUGCAUUGGCAGUGUGCAGUGUUUACUGAGAACAAACUAAAAGCCUUGGCUCCUAUAACAAUCAGUUUGAUCUCAAAUUAUCCAGUACAUGCAAUAGUGAUCACUGCUGUUACUCUGUGUGCUGGGAUUCUGCUGGGAGUUCUGGUGUAUUACUGGUACAGAAAACAAAUGUCAGGUAUGAGUGCCGAUGGGAGAACCACCACAAUACACCGUAAGCCUGAGGAGUCUGAACCAGUCUAUGUCAAUCUCAGGAGAACCAGGAUUGACAGAGUAAGAAGUGAUAGAAGACAGGGAACCAGAAAUGAUAGACCAGAAAUUCAUUCUCAUUUACCAAGAAACAAUUAUGUAGGAGAGUCGAACAUAGUUAGAAGAGAUGAGACCCCAGUUACACCAGAGAGCAUCACCUAUGCAGCCAUUUUUUUUAAGGAACCCAGAUUAAAGACCUAAAUUCCCUGCACAUUCAUAAAAACAUAUUUAACAUUUCUUACAGAGUGAGGGAUUGUUUUCCUUAUUUUACCUAUUGGACAGCAGAUGGCAAUGUCUGAUCACAAAAACAAUUCCCGGAGAAUAGCUUGAGAAAGGAAAGGCUCCUCAUUGCCAUUGUUUCGGUAAUCUAUACCACACAAAUAAUCUGUCUGUCUAAUACAGGAUAACAGGAUAUAACUAUUUAAACUAUUCUUAUAAUUUUGCAGUUGUUAAAUAUUAAAGCUGGUGUAUGUAUGGACUAUUGUGAAAUGACCAUUUGA
This is a messenger RNA of Paramisgurnus dabryanus, 1329 nucleotides long. RefSeq lists its product as uncharacterized. The record is from RefSeq and is a predicted model, not a curated record. NCBI's taxonomy places the organism in Eukaryota, Metazoa, Chordata, Actinopteri, Cypriniformes, Cobitidae.